This is a messenger RNA of Kwoniella shivajii, 288 nucleotides long. RefSeq lists its product as uncharacterized. The coding region runs from base 1 to 288 and encodes 95 amino acids. Gene Ontology annotation, molecular function: RNA binding. The record is from RefSeq and is a predicted model, not a curated record. Gene Ontology annotation, biological process: mRNA splicing, via spliceosome. Gene Ontology annotation, cellular component: precatalytic spliceosome; U6 snRNP; U4/U6 x U5 tri-snRNP complex. The transcript has 4 exons. NCBI's taxonomy places the organism in Eukaryota, Fungi, Basidiomycota, Tremellomycetes, Tremellales, Cryptococcaceae.
AUGGCUUCGAUAGAGAGCUACGUGGAUCACCUCGUUCAAGUCAUCUUAUAUGACGGACGUAUAAUAGUUGGUAAACUCAAAGGAUUUGAUCCACGAACGAAUUUGAUCAUGGCAGAUUGUGUAGAAAGGGAGUAUUCAACAGAAGCUGGAGUCGAAAUGAUACCAUUGGGUCUUUAUAUGAUCAAAGGAGACAACGUAGCUCUAGUAGCUGAAUUAGAUGAAGAGAAAGAUAGUACGAUUGAUUAUUCAGAGAUAAAAGCUGAACCUUUGGGAGAAAUACAUCAUUAA